AUGGAGGAAAAUACUUUCGAACCUGAUCUUGUUGAUGCCAUUUUCAAGCUCGUCUGGUCCAAUAGAGCUCUCGAGCGUCAAAUGAUUGAAGGCACCGAUGCUUUGGACUGCGAGGUAGGAGCUGGAACAUCUAAGAAAAAUCGCCCCACAUCAGCUAAUGGGAAUGCCGUAAAACUGAGUUGUGAACUUCUCCGUAACUUUGUCACAGAGGCUGUGCAGCGCGCUGCUACAAUUGCUGAAGCAGAGGGUGUGAGUAAGAUUGAAGCAACUCACUUGGAGCGGGUUCUCCCACAAUUGCUUUUGGAUUUUUGA
Prunus armeniaca (apricot) is the source of this 312-nucleotide messenger RNA. NCBI's taxonomy places the organism in Eukaryota, Viridiplantae, Streptophyta, Magnoliopsida, Rosales, Rosaceae. The record is from the annotation of a GenBank genome assembly.